Molecule: messenger RNA, 364 nt
Organism: Emiliania huxleyi CCMP1516
Lineage: Eukaryota; Haptophyta; Isochrysidales; Noelaerhabdaceae
Exons: 2
Source: RefSeq, a predicted model, not a curated record
GCCGGGCUCGGCCCGGCCCGCGACGGCUGGCCGCCGACGAGUGCGCUCGCGCUGCUCGUCAAAAUGGCGGCGGUGGCGAUUGCGGCGACGGUCGUUCAGUCGUACAGAGCUCAGGCGUCGGUCGUCUGUCGUCUGUUGUCGCAUUCGCACACGCGCGCGCGCCGCGCGACCCGCCCAAAAGCUGCUCGCUCGCGGCCGACUCUACCAUCGCGGCCGCAGCUGUUGAGCUCUUCAGAAGACUGGUGCCUCAUAUGCUGCCUCCCUGCGGAUGCUGCCGGCGAGCCUGGCGGUCCGCUGUACUACAAGGAAGUGCUGACUCGAUUCUACCUCGAAUUCUUCUACCCCCACGACUCGGAACGCGAAU